AUGGGUGAACUUGUAACGAUAUCGGAAGCUGAUUAUAAAGAUUAUCCUGGAGCAAAGAUCUUGAUAAAUAGAGUUCAAGCAUUGGAAAGAGACCAAGAACUAAGGGCUCAAAUCCGAGCCGUGUUUGGUAAUCGACAUCUUUGGUUCUUGUGUUUGACGAUCUCGUUAAUCAUCUGUCAGCUGAUUGGGACGUCAAGUGCGUUUACUGCUUCAUUCAGUUAUUGGAUUUUCCUAUAUGGUUUGUUCUAUGGUAGCUAUUGGCCUCCAAUAGAGGAGAUUUUUAACCAAAAUGGUGUUGAUCUCUAUGACUUGGGCACUUAUUACGCCACAGGAGAUCCGAAGCGACUUUUGUUGGUAGCAAAAUGGGACCAUCGAGUUGUAGGGACCUUAGCUUUUCGCGAAUCAUCAGAUGAUAAAACUGUAAAGCUCUGGAGGAUGUUUGUGGAUCCCGAAUUUCGAAGAAAGGGUAUCGCAUCGUUGUUGAUUGAUAUCUUGGUAAAAGUGGCCAAAGCCAGAGUGUUCAAGAAAAUUCAACUUCGAACUCAUGGCAGCAAUAGACAUGGGAUUGCUUGCUAUUUAAAGAAUGGGUUUGAAUUGGCUGGGGAGAGCAUCUUUUCCCGCAUUCUUCAUAUUGAAUAUAGCGUAAUUGAGAUGGAGCUUGAUUUGGCAAUUGUGACCAAAUCUGAAAAUCAUCCAAAUUGAAAAUAAAUGAUAAAAUCGGUGCUCAAAGGGAAGAUAGAUUUAGAACUCUACUCGUGUUUUUUUCUCUCUUCGUUCGC
This is a messenger RNA of Tigriopus californicus, 779 nucleotides long. RefSeq lists its product as uncharacterized. The coding region runs from base 1 to 702 and encodes 233 amino acids. Lineage: Eukaryota; Metazoa; Arthropoda; Copepoda; Harpacticoida; Harpacticidae. The transcript is spliced from 3 exons. Gene Ontology annotation, molecular function: N-acetyltransferase activity. The record is from RefSeq and is a predicted model, not a curated record.